AUCAGCUGCUCUCCCUCCUCUCGCUCCCUGUUUCUCUGUCUUCCUAGCUAGCAUAGUGUUGGAGACCUAUGGCCGGAGUGCGGGGAGAAGAGUUCGACGAGGGAGACGUGUGGGACGUGCUGCAGGACGAUAGCCGCCAUCAGGCUCAGGCGGCGCCGCUCACGGCGGCAACAACUACUACUCCACCAAGGAAUACUAUUAGGAGGGGCGGGAAGAACAAGUGCAAGAAGGCCAUCACGACGAUGUCGUCCAAGGAGUACGAGCCGGCUGCAGGCGCGAGGGGCGGCAACAACAAGGGCGGAGGAGGAAGGUCGUCGGCGCCGGUGGCCAUUCCGGCUGGCAGCUCGAGCUCGGCGAGGCGAGGCGGCGGCAGAGGUGACGAGGAGGACGAUGCGGGGGAGAUGCUGCCUCCGCAUGAGUGGCUGGCGAGGAAGAUGGAGCGGAUGGGCGGCGUGGCGUCGGCGUCGCCGCCGGAUCAGGCGGGGAGGAGCAAGGGGCGGGAGCUGACCAAGGUCAGAGACGCCGUGCUCCGCCUUCUCUGAGCGCGCGGUAGCUUAUUACUAGUAUUAACUAUUAAGCUUAAGCUAGGUGGUGGUCAAGGUCAAGCAUGCAUCGAUCUACGUACUACACAGCUCACUAAAGCAAGGAAUUAGUGCAUGUUCCUUGCUCGAUCGAUCAAGGUAGCUAGCUAUCUACUGCCAAUAAGAUGCGCGAAUGCUCGAUCGUAUGAGUUAGCUGCUAAAUUUCUUGCUAGUACGGGGUGGCUUCUUUUUGGGGGAAGUAGUACUGCUAAAUUUCGAUCGUAUGAGUUACCACGCAAUCUGUAUUUCUGUGUACUAUUGCAAUGCAUAAUAAUUAAGUAAAUACUAGUUCAUGUUUA
Messenger RNA from Zea mays, 880 nucleotides. RefSeq lists its product as uncharacterized. Bases 69 to 542 code for a protein of 157 amino acids. Lineage: Eukaryota; Viridiplantae; Streptophyta; Magnoliopsida; Poales; Poaceae. The transcript has a single exon. The record is from RefSeq and is marked validated.